AUAAACGCUGGAGAUUGUCUAGAACAAAGUCGUCGGUUAUUUUGUGUUGAGUAGAACAGCUCCGCGCUUGUUUAAUUCGUAAUUAGAAUUUCAAAUUGAAAUUGAAUCAAUACAAACCACAUCAACAACAACAGCAGCAGCUACCAUUUUUUAAACAACACAACAUAGUUUUGUGCAAAACAACUAGAUUUGGUAUUCCGGGCGUUAUUCCUAAUAAGUGGGGUGAAUAAACGUGUAAUUUCCUCAUUGCUCCUGCUACCGUUGUGGUCUAAUUUGGUGUUAGCCCAACGUCCUACCUCAACAUUGUCACCGCAGCCGUCUCAAACCGGAGCCAGCCAACUCAAACUUCAACUACCUCUCUCAGCGGAAAGUAUUAGCCGAAAUUUCACAACCAAAAUGCCAGAGAAACGUAUUGCCCCCACCAUUGAAUCAGCUGCUGAUUUUGAAUUGAAAUUGCCCGGAUUUUUGAACAAAAACAAAACACUCGCCCUGCUCUUGGACUACGAUGGCACACUCGCUCCCAUUGCCGAUAAUCCCAAGAAGACUGUUAUGCCCAUUGCCACUGAAGUCAUUCUCAACAAACUCGCCAAACAUCCCAACGUUUUCCUAGCUGUCAUAUCGGGCCGUGGCAUUCGCGAUGUUCAAGGUCGCGUUGGCAUCAAUGGCAUCAUGUAUGCCGGAAAUCAUGGCAUUGAAAUUGAAUCGGAAGAUGGCAGCAGACACGAUUACCAACUGCCCGUUGAGGUACAGGAGAACUAUACCCAUCUGGUUAAGGAAUUGAGGGCCAAUGUGGAAAAGAACAAUGCCUGGGUGGAGGAUAAGAGGGUAUCGUUGACCUACCACUAUCGUGACACACCCGUCGACAUUAAGGAAUCACAAAAGCAGGUGGCAAUUAAAAUUAUCGAAGCCCACGGUUUCAGAGCCAAUCAGGCGCACGAAGCCAUUGAAGCUAAGCCACCAGUAAACUGGCAUAAGGGAGAGGCUGCCCGCUUCAUUUUGAAGCACAAAUUUGGUGAAAACUGGGCCGAUGAAAUCAAGGUUAUAUUUGCCGGCGAUGACACCACCGACGAAGAUGCUAUGAGACUACUCCAAGGCCUCGGCAAGUCAUUUAGAAUAUCAACAGAUCCAGAAAUUCAAACCUUUGCUGACUUUAGAUUGGCACGUCAGGAUUUGGUCAGUGAUUUAUUGAAAUGGAUUUCCGAUGCCUAUGGCGUCUAAACAAGCUAUGCUAUUAUUUUUAUUAUUAAUAUUUACUACCAUUGUAUGUAAAGACCUCCCCUCCCCUUUAUCUGUAGUUUUAAGUGUUAUUCAAUUUAAUUUUCAUUCAUUUUGUUUUGUUUGUUUUAUUUUUUAAUGUACAACAACAAAAAAACCAACGACAACAAGAGAUUUUACGGGUACACAAAGAAUAUUGUUAACAAUCGUAAACACAGCACAUACAAACAUACAUACAUAUACAUAGAUAUUUUUAAUAUACUCAUGCAUCUUUAGUCUAUAGAAAUUAUAGUUAAAUAAACAAAAAUAUGUCGCCCCCCCCCCCCCCUUAUUUUCCGCAUCCUCCAACAAAAUAUUGCACAAAUCAAUUAUUUAAUAAAUGAAUAUUUGAAAAAGAAAUACCAUGAGAUUGUACAGAAUUUCUAUAUUUAGAGAGAGCCAGAUUUGAAACACUGUUAUUCGCGAUUCGAUGAAAAUAGAUGACAAACACUGUAGUCGUUUCGAACAACUUCCUUAAGUGCCAAAUUGCAGUCAUCAUUCAAAAUUCAAUCAUUCAAAAAUUAUAACCAGAAUCAGACUUGGCUCUAUAUUUCAAUUUAAGAAAUAUAGAAGACUAACAUGUUUUUUUUUAUCCAGUAGAGUGGGAACCAAUUUUUUACACCACCACAACAUGAUAUCAUUACAUUUCCCUUAAUUCAAAAAAAAUUAAAAUCGAUUUCGUUGCAAUUUUUGUUUUUUUGUGGCUAAUAAAACACACUGAAGAAAAUUUUGACGGAACGGGCUACAGAUAUUAUAUAUCAUUUGAUACAAACAAAAUGUACCUCAUCUAAAUAAAUGUUUUAGAUCCUAGGUCACUCUGACGAAAUUCGUUUCUGGAAAUUUGGAGUCGAUCUAACCAUGUA
Messenger RNA from Musca domestica (house fly), 2117 nucleotides. RefSeq lists its product as uncharacterized. Gene Ontology annotation, molecular function: trehalose-phosphatase activity. Bases 397 to 1218 code for a protein of 273 amino acids. The transcript has 4 exons. The record is from RefSeq and is a predicted model, not a curated record. Gene Ontology annotation, biological process: trehalose biosynthetic process. Lineage: Eukaryota; Metazoa; Arthropoda; Insecta; Diptera; Muscidae.